Penicillium robsamsonii is the source of this 207-nucleotide messenger RNA. RefSeq lists its product as uncharacterized. Bases 1 to 207 code for a protein of 68 amino acids. Lineage: Eukaryota; Fungi; Ascomycota; Eurotiomycetes; Eurotiales; Aspergillaceae. The transcript has a single exon. The record is from RefSeq and is a predicted model, not a curated record.
AUGGAUGCCCAACCGCCAACAGGCCCUCAGUCUCACCAGAAGCUCCACCUAGGAUCUGAGACCCUUGGUUCCGGUCCGCGGUCUACAUCCGAUUCCCGCUGCCACAGUGGCUGGUCUAUCAGACGUCUUCUGAGCCGGUGUGGGAGCCGAAAUUACAGUGUGCUGGAGCGGGAGCCGAAUCGAUUGCGGAAGCGCAUGAGCAGCUGA